AGGAGCAGAUGAGUUCACCUGGAGCGCUGUUGACUCAGUGCUGCUGACACCAUGGGGGUCACUCGAGGGAUUCAGGUUUUGACACUCGUCUGUGUUUUAUUCCGCUGUGAAUCUCUCCCUCGUGUCCCGAUGGAAUUUGACAUCACGCAGACUUGGGACAGUGACCCUGUGACCCACGACCCCAUCAGGAUCGUUUUCUCUCCUGGGGCUGGAGGGCUGAAGAUGGAGGUGUUCGCUCCAUUCUUCAAUGACCCUGACGCCCCUCCCGGACCCCCAGGACAUGCUUUUCCAGGACUCUGGAAUUAUGAAGUGGUGGAGUCAUUCUUCCUUGAUAGCACGACCGAAAAUUAUCUUGAGGUGGAGGUUUGUCCCCAUGGACAACACCUGAUCCUGCUGCUCUCAGGAGUAGGCCAAGCUUUUGUGCAACAACUCCCCAUGGUGUUUAAUGCCAAGAUCACAGGGGACAGCUGGGUGGGCGAAGCUCUCAUCCCGUGGAGCUACUUCCCCCCCAAUGUCAACCAGAUGAACUCAUACGCCAUCCAUGGUUCAGGAGACAAGCGUACUUAUGAAUCCCUCUACCCAGUGCCCAAAGACGAACUUGUCGAAGGCCAAAAACCCAAUUUCCACCUUCUGAAGUAUUUCCGAGACUUCCGCCUGCAAAGCAUCAUGGGAGAAGACUGGGUACAGCCAGAGUCUGACCUGUGGGCAGGGAAGCCCUGAGCACAGGUUUUUGUGUUUUUUUUGGUCUGUUGUGCGUGCACACACACACACACACA
This is a messenger RNA of Thalassophryne amazonica, 776 nucleotides long. It is a transcript of the gene c15h4orf33, whose product is annotated as chromosome 15 C4orf33 homolog. The transcript is spliced from 6 exons. The record is from RefSeq and is a predicted model, not a curated record. The coding region runs from base 52 to 720 and encodes 222 amino acids. NCBI's taxonomy places the organism in Eukaryota, Metazoa, Chordata, Actinopteri, Batrachoidiformes, Batrachoididae.